UCUCAACUCUGCGGGAUGAUGUCGUGAAUUACACCGCCCGCAAUAGGUUUCUACUAUUGGCCGACAGGAAAUCCGUUAGUAGUUUCAAUGUGGCACAGGUGCAGCGGAACUGACUAGCACACAAUCCCGAGCCAACUGAUAGCGAGCAAGCACCUCUUAAUGGCGGCCCCGUUGGCGCGCUGUAGUUCGACAUUUUGCGAUGAACAACUCUUUACGACCUCUCCUUCCGGCGACGCGGCCACGUUCUCCUCCGCCGUCCGGACCCAACUCCAAGAGGAAGCGUGUUUCUGUCGCCUGCAAUGAGUGCCGCCAGAAGAGAAUUGGCUGCGAUGGGUCGAGACCCGUGUGUGCAGCCUGCCACAGGCGCGACAGGCACUGCGUCUACAUGAACGAGGAAGAUCUGGAGAUGCGCCCGACCAUCCUAAAACGGGAGAACAUCGCACUACGAGAAAAACUAGUCGCCUUUCAGGACAUCUUCGAACAUCUCCAGGGCAGAACACAACAUGUUGCUCACGAUACCGUGCAACGCUUGGGUGCGGGCACCGACCCCUCUGACGUGCUGAAGACGCUCCGCGGAGAGCUACCACACGCGAUCCUGUCAGAGCAAAACACAGCAAGAGCCAUUCUGCCAGCCGUUUAUUCGGACGGCGAACUCGAAUUACUUGUUCGACACCCCAAGGCGUAUUGCACCGUUGAUCUUCCUGUCGUUGCACAGGGCACUGUGAGCACUCUUUUUCUCGGUGGUGAAUCGUCACACGCACACAUCUCCCAACCCGAAGAUGUUAAGAGCACGGACAAACCAUCAAACCACCCUGAGUAUUGCGAUUCGCGGCUUGAGGAGCUGAACAUCGAUUUCUGGACCUCCGUCCCUGUUACAAAUGACCGUGCUGCGUCUGCGAUAUCAUUGUACCUCGAAACCCACCAUCCAAUAUGGAGCUUCUUCGAUGCAUCACAGUUCAUCAUCGAUCUUGUGGAGUGUAGAGUCGGCUCAGAAUCGACAUCUUCGCCGUUUAUGGUUAGCUCAUUACUCGCAUUUGCGAUGCAAGGCUAUUCAUCGAUAGAUCCUGCGGCAGCAGAGUAUAGCUAUCAAUUCGAACAGCAAGCCGAGAAGCUGUUCGCCGCCGAAGGGAAGAUCGACACCCUUCCGGACAUCGCAGCUUUAGCACUUCUCUACACCUCGAUCGCUGUUCAUGGAGACGUACCAAGAGCCACGAAAUACCUAACAGCAGCGAACGAGGCAGCUGAGAGAAUGAACUUGUUUGGCAAGCCUGAUCAAGCUACGUUUGGAUCGCCGAAGACUAUUGUGGCAACUAGUCAGACUGCUUGGGGGCUGUUCAAUUUUCUUGUACAGAUGGCUCAGUUUCACGUGGUACCGCCAAUCGAACAUCCACCUACCAUCCCGUUGCCAGAGGAGCUGAGGAGUUCCCAAGCACUCGAAAGCAGCCACGAAAGGGACACUGUCAGUAUAAGCCCUGCCCUGGCAGAGGUUCAGCAGGCUCAGUCGAUCUUUUGCAGGCUCUGGAUCAUCGCGAACGAGAUCUUUCUUAUAUACCGGGACAGCGAGAUCGGGGCGAGGUCGCUGGCUUUCGCUCUUGGGAAAUACCGCAAGCUCCUGGAUCUGGUCGAUACGCUGCCUAAGUCAAUGGUUAGGCAAGAAAAGUCACCUCACUGGGUCCUUAUCUUCCAUACAUCACUUCACAUGGUUGUUCUGGACGUCUUCCGCCCCUACAUCGCAGAGGGUCAGCAGCAUGGCUUCCGGGCAUAUGUACCUCAGCCUUCAUCGCCUAGAACCAUCUUCGCGGCGUCAGUCAUGCAACUCAAAGGAAUGUUGUUCAUGUUUGCCAUCCAGUACGCACCAGCAUAUUGGAAUCUUGCGCUCAGCGGUGCCAUGGUGUUUACCGUGAACGCUGUCUUGAACGACACCUCCGAUGCGGAGAGGAAGAAUUAUCUGGCCUUCUGCAUCUCCAUGGGUCAAAGACUCCUGCCAUCCUACGUCUACAUGAUUGAGACUAUCCGAGCAAUUCUGGCAAUUGCAACAGAUAAGGGUGCGAUCACGAGUGCUGAAGCCAUCCGCAUAGAUGUCGAAUCAGCAGCAUUACAGCGCGCAGAAUACACCGACCGCUGUAGAGGAGGAUGGGUCGUGGCGCCCACAGUAAACGAUAAUGUCGCUGGUAGCAUCAACACACUAACAGACCGAUUUGAAACAAUCACACUUUUCGACGAAUUCACAGAAGGCAUCGCUUGA
Molecule: messenger RNA, 2245 nt
Organism: Macroventuria anomochaeta
Lineage: Eukaryota; Fungi; Ascomycota; Dothideomycetes; Pleosporales; Didymellaceae
Exons: 5
Coding region: 200-2245 (681 amino acids)
Biological process (GO): regulation of DNA-templated transcription
Molecular function (GO): zinc ion binding; DNA-binding transcription factor activity, RNA polymerase II-specific
Source: RefSeq, a predicted model, not a curated record